UGAUGAUGAUUGUACAUCAUUAGGGUUCGUGUUGUUCUUUUGCUUCCAUCUUUCCCUUCCUAUAUAACCCCACUUGUUCUCCAUUCUUCCACCCUUUCAACCUUUUCUGGCAGCCCCCCGGGCAUCCUUUUCCCAUUUCCUUCAUUCUUCUAAUUUCCUCGGGAUCUGAGCCGACAAUUCGACACACAGAGACUGUUUAGCUUAUUUUAGGGCUCAAUUCCCGAGGAUAUAUAUUGCAAGAACAGUACUAUGUUUCUGAUUAUCUUGAUCUUUCCUUGUCCGGCAACUCUCUGAUCUAUUUUUCUUUGUCUCUGUUUGUCCAAAUUGGUUUACUUUGGGGGAGUGAAAAAAGUUGACAAAGUUGGUCCUGUGAUUCUAUUGUUCCUUGUUCUUUGGAGGACGAUUCGGCUCCAACAACCAAAAGCUCUAGGAUCCAAGAUCGAAGUGGGUGGAUAUGAAUGCUUUCUCACGUGUCCCCCCGGGUUUUCGUUUCCACCCGACUGAUGAAGAGCUUGUUGAUUACUACCUCAGGAAAAAGAUUAAUUCAAGGAGAAUUGACCUAGAUGUCAUCAAAGACGUCGACCUCUACAAAAUUGAGCCAUGGGAUCUUCAAGAAUUAUGUCGAAUUAGCGUGGAAGAGCAGAAUGAAUGGUACUUCUUUAGCCACAAAGACAAGAAGUACCCAACGGGAACUCGGACCAAUAGAGCUACUGCAGCGGGGUUCUGGAAAGCCACAGGACGGGACAAGGCAAUAUAUUCUAAGCAUGACUUGAUUGGCAUGAGGAAGACCUUAGUGUUUUAUAAAGGUCGAGCACCAAAUGGACAAAAGUCCGAUUGGAUUAUGCAUGAAUAUCGGCUGGAAACCGAUGAGAACGGCACUCCUCAGGAAGAAGGUUGGGUGGUGUGUAGGGUUUUCAAGAAGAGGAUCCCGACGGUCCGGAAGAUGAGCGAACACGGCUCUCCGUGUUGGUAUGAUGAUCAAUCCCCAUUCAUGCCCGACCUUGACUCGCCGAACCAAAGCUCAAACCCUAGCAAUUUGGCUAACUACCAUCAUCUCCCUUAUGCAUGCAAGAAAGAGCUUGAUCUUCAUCAGUACCAACUUCCCCAAGAACAUUUCAUGCAGCUCCCUCUCUUAGAGAACCCAAAACUACUCCUUGCACCGUUCGGCCUUGACAUGAACCAAUCAACUGCCCUUCAGUCUUCGUCAUCGCUCACCCAAGAACAGAACUUGCACUCGCUCUUUGGCAACAACAACAAUAAUAAUCACGAGCAAGAGGUUGUGGAUCAAGUCACUGAUUGGCGAGUUCUGGACAAGUUUGUAGCUUCUCAGCUGAGCCAGGAGGAUGCUCCUAAUGUCAACACUAACGGGGCAGCUGCUAGACAACUGGGCAAGCAGGAUAUGAUCACAGAUGAUGGGUCUCUACAAACCUCUACCAGUUGCCAAAUGGAUCUGUGGAAAUGACCCCCAAGAUACAUAUUUAACGAUUAAAUUACUCUAUUGAUGCAUGGUAUAUACUGAACAUAGGAUAAUAUUGAUUCUACUAAGAUGAUAAGAGGAAGUUGUGCGUAUCAGCCAACACCUUGUACAUUACAUAAAAUCGAGAACCAUAUAUUGCAACCCUUAUUUUAA
Messenger RNA from Punica granatum (pomegranate), 1630 nucleotides. Lineage: Eukaryota; Viridiplantae; Streptophyta; Magnoliopsida; Myrtales; Lythraceae. The record is from RefSeq and is a predicted model, not a curated record.